AUGGUGCCCAACCAUACCGACCUACUUGAGAACAACAUCCAUGUAGACCCGGCGACGGGCCACAUCACGGGCAUCUGCGACUGGAAGGACGCCGAGGUCAGUCCGUUCGGCACGUCGUUGGAGGGGCUCGAGAGCCUGCUGGGAGAGCGUACGACGACGGGCUGGCGCUGGGUCACCGAUUCGCGCGAGCUUCGGCGUGCGUUCUGGGACGCAUUUGCCGCCAUCGUGGGACCUGGCGUGGACCUGGAGCGUGUUGGGGUUGCACGGCUGGUUGGCAUUUUCGUAAAGUAUGGCUUUGUGUGGGUAGACCGAGAGAACAAGCGGCUGCUGACGGAAAGUGACAACGGCUCAUCGUUUCUUGAUGCCAUCACGUUAGGUGUGGAAGAUAUCUGGGUCGACCCUUCAAGUCAAACAUGA
Sporothrix brasiliensis 5110 is the source of this 417-nucleotide messenger RNA. RefSeq lists its product as uncharacterized. The record is from RefSeq and is a predicted model, not a curated record. The transcript has a single exon. Bases 1 to 417 code for a protein of 138 amino acids. Lineage: Eukaryota; Fungi; Ascomycota; Sordariomycetes; Ophiostomatales; Ophiostomataceae.